GGGGACGCACAGCUGUAGGGUGUUUUCUCAUUUUUGCAUUUUCCCAUACUCUUCGGGAAGGCGUUGGUGUUAGAAAUGGUACUAGGUUUAGGAUCUUUUUUUGUAUAUCUUGUAUUUAUGGAGUUCCUGGCAGAAAGUCCCAUCCGUAGGGUCUUGAGUUUAGAGGGACCGUGGACUCUUUAUUGCACUAGUGGAAUUGUUUGCUCAAAAAGUAAACAGAAGUUGGAAGCCCAGUAGUAUACUACUGUUAUGGGAGGGAGUCGUGGAAAUUUUCACGUUAUUUGGGGGUUUGCUUUAUACACCACACUUGCUUUUAAGUAUUAAGUGAUCGUCCUCCAUGUCCCCUAAUCCUUUGGGCUUUUCUUCGAACUCCCGUUAGAUAAAACAACUCCCAUUGUUUUAUCACGAGGAAUGGUGUUUCUGCCAUUCCACUUGUUCUUGUUUUCAAGAUUAAGAUCCCUUUAUGAAUUUCUAAAAGGUAUUGAACGCCUGAUGGUGGCUAUUCAUGACAAGCGCACCCAAGAAUCUCCUUUAUGGUAAUUUACGCACCCCUUCCACGUGUUACAUCUGCCUGGGAACUGCUAUAUUUCACUCUCAGAAGGGUGUGGUGUACUGGAAAAAGCUCUAGACUUAGUCAAGAAUUGAGUCUGGGGCUCAAGAACUUUUUUACCAUAAAUCUGCUUAAUGACCACUUGCCUGUCUAGUUACUUUGGAAACUUUUUGAUAAAGGGUCGUCAUAUCAUGGCUGAAAAUGACACAGAUAGAAACCAGAUUGAGAAACUCCUACAAAGAGUACAAGAAUUGGAGCAGGAGGUGCAAAGACUUAAGAAAGAACAGGACAACAUUAAAGACUCAACUAUUAAAGAAGAUUCUUCAGGAUCUGGAAAAGCUAAGCGUGCAUUUGACUUCAGUGCUCAUGGCAAAAGACAUGUGGCCCUAAGAAUAGCUUAUUUGGGCUGGGGAUACCAGGGCUUUGCUAGUCAGGAAAACACAAACAAUACCAUUGAAGAGAAAUUAUUUGAGGCUUUAACCAAGACUCGACUAGUAGAAAGCAGACAGACUUCCAACUAUCACCGGUGUGGGCGAACAGACAAAGGAGUUAGUGCCUUUGGACAGGUGAUUUCUCUUGACCUACGUUCUCGGUUUCUAAGGGGCAGUGAUUCAGAGGACCCUAAUUUAAAAGAUGAAGCCAAUGAUGCUGCGAAAGAGAUCCGUUACACCCACAUUCUCAAUCGGGUGCUUCCUCCAGACAUCCGUGUACUGGCCUGGGCCCCUGUGGAACCUAGUUUCAGUGCCAGGUUUAGCUGUCUUGAGCGGACUUACCGCUAUUUUUUCCCUCGUGCUGAUUUAGAUAUUUUAACAAUGAAUUUCGCAGCUCAGAAGUAUGUUGGCACCCAUGAUUUCAGGAAUUUGUGUAAAAUGGAUGUAGCCAAUGGAGUUAUUAAUUUUCAGAGGACGAUUCUGUCUGCUCAAGUACAGCUAGUGAGCCAAAGCAUGGGUGAGGAGAGAUGGCAAGAACCUUUCCAGUUAUGUCAAUUUGAAGUGAUUGGCCAGGCAUUCCUUUAUCAUCAAGUCCGCUGUAUGAUGGCUAUCCUUUUUCUUAUUGGCCAAGGAUUGGAGAAGCCAGAGAUUAUUGAUGAAUUGCUGAACAUAGAGAGAAAUCCCCAGAAACCUCAAUAUAGUAUGGCUAUAGAAUUUCCUCUAGUCUUAUACGACUGUAAGUUUGAAAAUAUCACGUGGAUCUAUGAUCAGGAGGUUCAGGAGUACAAUGUUACUCACCUGCAACAACUGUGGGCUAAUCAUGCUGUGAAAACUCAGAUAUUAUAUAGUAUGCUACAAGGACUGGACUCGGUUGAAUUACCCUAUGGGACGGGACCAAAGAUGGAUGGAGCAAUAGAGUGGAGAAACAUUAAGCCCUCUAUCAUAAAGCAGACCAGUGCCUUUGUAGAAGGAGUGAAAAUGCGCACAUAUAGACCCCUCAUGGACCGUCCUAAAUGCCAAGGUUUGGAAUCCCGGAUCCAGCAUUUUGUACGCAGAGGACGCAUUGAACACCCACAUUUAUUCCAUAAAGAAACAAAAGCCAAAAGGGACUGUAAUGACACACUAGAGGAAGAGACUACUGUUUUGGAGAAACCAACCAAGAGGGUCUGUGUAGAUGCAGAAAUUAAAAGCAUCAUUUAAUCAUAGAUAACUUGCCAGGACCUAAGAAGCGACAACCAGCUAGUGGUAGGCAGUAGAAAUGAAAUUUAAAGGGAAAAAAAAAAAUUCAAGAAGUCUUAGUAGUUCUGAUUAUCAGCUUUUUUAGGGGUAGGGGGCGAAAAAAAGAAAGGAAGUUCUUAAGGAAGUUCUGGUUUAAACAGGAAAAAGUUCAGAGGCUAUCAUCCCUGUCCAAAAGGAUUAAGAGAUGAAAGAAGCAAAAGUCAUUUGUAGCUAGGCAUGGUGGCACAUACUUGUACACUCAGGAGGAGGCUGAGGCAGAAGGACUGCAAGUUUGAGGCCAGCUUUGGCAAUUUGGCAAAAACUUGUAUGAAAAAAUUUUAAAAAUUAUAAAGGAUUGGGAAUAUAGUUCAGUGGUAAAGCAUCCCAGCGUUCAAUUCUCAGUACUAGAAGGGGUAAAGAACUGUAAUUUAUGUACACCUGGAAACCUGUGCCUUAUGUACAAAUUCAUUAAAACCUGAUCCUGUGUUUAGUUCAUUUUGCUGCUCUUUUUCAAGAUAAAUGAGAUUUUUACUAAUCUGAAUUUUCAUAGCUUUAUUUUAUAUUUUUAAAAUUUUUAUUUUUUUUUUUAGUUGUAGUUGGACACAAUAUCUUUUUUUUAUUUUUUAUUUUUUAAAUGUGGUGCUGAGUAGUGAACCCAGGGCCUUGCACGUGCUAGGCAAGCGCUCUACUGCUGAGCCACAAUCCCAGCCCAACAGCUUUAUUUUUUAAGACAUUAAAAAAUAACAAAUUUAGUCAGUUAAGAAUUAGAUAAAUUGGUUUACUUAAAUAUGGCACAAGACCUUUUUCUAUGAGGCCUAUAAAUCUAGUGUAGAAGUUGCCAAACUUUUUUUGGGGAGGAUGGCAGAGUAAAUACUACUUUAGGCUCUAUGAGACACAAAUGGUCUGUUCUAGUAUUCUUUUCAACAAGUCUUAAAUGUAAAAAACACUUGCUCUAUUAGUCUUUAUUAUUUUAAUUAGUGCAUUAUAUAUGCACUGGGAUUCAUUGUGGUAUAUUCUUACAUAAACAGCAUAAUUUGGUAGAUUUAAUUCCCCAGUACUUCCCAAAUCCCUCCAGGGGGAGGGGGGGAGGGAAAGGAAAGGUAAUGAGAUUGGUUACAUUAUGUAAUGUGCAUGUACUAAUAUGGCAUAAUGAAUCUCACUAUUAUGUAUAAAUCUUAUGUACCAAAAAAAUAAAUAAAUAAAUAAAUUUAAAGAGAAGACACUCAAGCUAAAUUUUAGGAUAAAGAACCAGAGCUUUAACUGUCUUAACUCAGAAGAUGCAAUCUGUAUAAAGGUUAGAGAUUAUAGCAUAUAUAUUCAGGAAACUGUACCUCAGUAUGGCAAAAACAUGGUUUAGAAAGGCAGGCAUCGGUCAUAUCUGUAGACCUUUGUAGGCCUUCCUUAAAAAUCUUAGAUUGGGGAAAAAAAAUAAAGCUAGACAGAUCUAUGUAGCAAAAGCACUGCUCUAGGUAUACUGUGAAUUGAAAAAAGGCAAGACUGAGGCUAGAGAGACCAGUGAGGCUACUGGAAUAAUUGAGGCAAUAGAUGACAGAAUAGAUCUGUAUUAGGAAUAAUAAGGGAUGGAAAGAAGAUAAAUUUGAGGUUAAAAAGGCAGCAGUAGGACUCUGAGUGAAUGUAGUGUUAAAAAGUAGGAAGGCUUUUAGGAUAGUGUUAUAGGUUCAGAUCUGAACAAAAGAGUAGCUGGUAUUACUACAUACUGAGAUAAGAAAAUGAAGUGGGGCUUUGUUCUCAAAACAUAGUUGUUAAGUGACCCUUAAAAUAUUAUAACUGCUGGUUAAUAUAUGAAACUCAUGGGGCCAUUAGAAAUAAUACUGAUAUGUACAUAGAACUGACUUCAUUAGUGCUACAGAAGCUCAGUAGGAGGUGUAUUACAGAAAUAAGACUACUGAAAAAGUUCUGGGGUUAAGAAAUAAAAUAGCCUAAGAAAAGUGAGAUGAUCCUGUGGAACAUUCAAGUGAGGAGGUACAUUGUGAUGGACUUGCAUCCUAGCAGAGAAGGAACCAGAAUGUAUUUACAUUUUAAAAUGGCAAGAUAGUGAUACAGAAUAAAUUUAUUUAAAAUAGCCAACUGUAUGAUCUAUGUCUUCUGGAUAUUGAAUCUCUGUCAAUUUGGGGGAUCUGAUGAACCAACACUUCACAAUGAUCUGAAUGUUCCUAAAAUAUUAUUCCUUUGCCAUUUAAUUUUGAUGUAAAGAUCUUGUUUUUAGUGUAAUCACUGAGCAUGGUAGACUACCCUUACUUAAACAUGUAAAAACAAAUCGAUUACUUUUUUUCAGUUUCUUACCUUAUUUCAAAUGUAUCUUGAUUGGCAUUAUUAUUCACGUUAACAACAACAACAAAAACCUAGAAAAGGAAAAGAGAGUUUAAAUCAUUCCUCAUCUUAAAAAAAAAAAGACUCUAAAACCAUGAUAUGUAAUGACAAAAAGCACUUGCUAAAAGUUAUAUGCUAGGAGAUUAUAUAGAAGCAAAGAGAGAAUCAGGAUCAGAUUUUAAGUAAAAUCGUUUCAAGAUUGACCAGAUUAUCAAAUAUGGAAAUGUAAUUAUUUACUAACCUCAUUUUAGAUAGUUACCACAGGAAGAAGUCAGGACAGUCAUAACAGAGGGAGCAAAUGAAAGGCCCCCAAAUGUACCUUUGCCAAAUUACUUGUUAUUGGAGGCAGUGUUUGUACAAAAUCAAAUCUGAUCCAUAGAAAGGACUCACUGAGUGUUAGAAGAAAGCAAACUAUGAUAUCUGUUUUUAGAAUGGAAAGAAUUAUAUCAAAAGUUCUUGAGUUUAAAUGAGAUAAUCCUUAGUGAUUUGUGGGACCCUGGACUGGGAGGAUUUCUGAUACUAAAGCCAGGAGAUUUUUUAAAAGAUGGCAUAUGUAACUGUAUUAUGUGUGUUUUCUUUGUGUUUAAAUUACAUCACAUUCAUUUGUCAUCGAACAUGUGAAGAAAGAUGUUUGCAAACACUGAGAUGCUAACUUUAAUAAGGUCCACAGGUCAUCAAUCUUUUCUAAUAUUAAGACACAGCAAUCUUUUCUAUUAGAGGGGAAACUUGCUAGAGCAACUUAUAUUUUGUAGAUAAAUAGGAUAGUUUUGACCAAAAUAUCUAACAAUAUAAAUUUUUUCAAAAAUCUCAAGUGACUCACUGUCCCAGGUUUAGCUAGUUAAAAUUGAAAGGAUUUUACAGGAGGAAGGAUUUUAAAUGCAGAUAGAGGAGCUGAGUCCAUAGAUUCUAAGCAUUAUAAGGAGUCUACUGCAGAGUUAUAACAAAAUUCCUCUACCACAGGGGAGGUAAGCAGACAACUUAAAGAAUGAAAGUAUUAAAACAUCCUAUCUUAAAGCAAAUACCACCAUAAGAAGGUCAAAGAGACAACAAACUGAAGAAAGCACUUGUAAUAUGUUUAAAAUCAAUAAUUAAAAUUAUUAAAAAGUACACAUCAGUAAAAUAAUAGGGAAAAGAUAUUUGCCAAAAAUAUUAUGACUAAAACACAAUGUUUAGCCUCAUUAAUAAUCAAAUUAAGAUAUCUUUUUAGACUGAAGUUCCCCCCCAAUAUUCAGUGCUGACAGUGUGAAGAAAUAAUCACUUCAAAAUUAAUCUGCUGGGCUGGGGUUGUAGUUUAUCGGAAGAGCGCUGGCCUAGCACAUGUGAGGCCCUAGGUUUGAUCCUCACACCACAAAAAAAUAAAUAAAAUAAAGGUGUUGUGUCCAACUACAACUAAAAAAAAAAUACUUAAAAAAACCCUUAUCUGCUUUCAGCAAUUUAUUCUAAGUUAACACUGGAUAAAAAUGCAAACCUGCAUAUGUACAAGCGACCAGUAACACACUAUUUUAUGAUCAUGAAGAAAUUGGAAACAAACAUCAUUAGGGGACUGGCUAAAUAUAUGGUACAAUACAGCUGUACCAUUCAUUCAUUAAAAAUGGUAAUGCACAUCUACAAUGGCAUAGAAACAUGUUCUGAAUACGGCAUUGACUGAAUAAGACAUAAUCUAUGUAUUCAUGGUAACCAAAGCAAUGACAUUUCAAUAAGGAUAACAAUGUAAA
Messenger RNA from Ictidomys tridecemlineatus (thirteen-lined ground squirrel), 6245 nucleotides. Lineage: Eukaryota; Metazoa; Chordata; Mammalia; Rodentia; Sciuridae. The record is from RefSeq and is a predicted model, not a curated record.